This is a messenger RNA of Vollenhovia emeryi, 1062 nucleotides long. RefSeq names its product probable DNA-directed RNA polymerases I and III subunit RPAC2 (gene l(2)37Cg). The record is from RefSeq and is a predicted model, not a curated record. Bases 58 to 384 code for a protein of 108 amino acids. Gene Ontology annotation, biological process: DNA-templated transcription. Gene Ontology annotation, molecular function: protein dimerization activity; DNA-directed RNA polymerase activity. The transcript has 3 exons. NCBI's taxonomy places the organism in Eukaryota, Metazoa, Arthropoda, Insecta, Hymenoptera, Formicidae. Gene Ontology annotation, cellular component: RNA polymerase III complex; RNA polymerase I complex.
CCGAGGUUAGGAAACCUCAGGCGGUUCAGCGUGAGCAGACCCGUGGUGCCGAACGCGAUGGAAAAACGUCUUUCGCGGCUGCAGACUGGUGCAAAUAAGGAGACGUACGGGACUUUCGUCUUCGAGGACGAGGGACACACCCUGGGGAACGCGCUCGCCUCCGUGAUAAGCGAAUAUCCUGGGGUCAAGAUUUGCGGCCACACGGUGCCGCAUCCGGCGGAGAACAGAGUGCACCUGAACAUCCAGACGACCGGCGAGAAUGUGAUCGAGGUGUUGAAGCGAGGCCUCCAGGACCUCGAGAAGAUGUGCGACCACACGCUCGAGACGUUCGACAGGGCCUGCGAGAGGUACAGAGCUUCGCAAGACGCCGCUGACGAUACGUGACGCCGUGUUCUCUCAUUAGAUCCCUGAUAGAUUCACAAGUUCUUUAAUUGAAUUAAAAUUGCGUGCGUCAAGGCCCUAUGCCCGUUCUACACCUAGGGAUGAUCCGAUUGAGUGAAUAUAUGGACAAAGAUCGUCGUAUUGAAACAGUUUACAGGCUCUGAUGCUAUAUCUACAUAAGAAGAGUGUUAAAAAUCAUAGUGAAAUCAUACAAAAACCAUACUUGGUACGAUAGUCUUAGUAAAAUGUCCGUGUAAACUUCUCCACUCGGAUGAGCCACAAGUAGGAUCAUCCCUAGGUGUAGAAUGGGCAUUUAUAUUCUGAACCCUCUUUCAUCGAUAAAAGAGGUUUCAGGAUACGCCCAAGUUUCUUAAUGAGUGGAAUUAAUAAAUAAGUUUCUUAAUUGACGAAGAGUUCAAGUUGCGUACGUUGACCCUUGGAUCCCCAAGUUAUAAAAGUAAUGACACUUUGUUUCGCAAAAUUGUAACAAUUGUAAAACGUAGGGUACAAAGGCUUUUCGUUAUUGUGCGCGCUCAAAAAUAUUAGCGAAUUCAUAUUUUUAACGUCAUUUGGAGACAUUCUCAUUUUACAAAAAAAAUACCAGAAAUUCUAUCCAUCCCCGUUAAAAGUCUAUCAUAAUCGAAGCUUCUUAAUAAAACAAAUUUACAAAUAUGUAUUAAA